Thamnophis elegans (Western terrestrial garter snake) is the source of this 2007-nucleotide messenger RNA. RefSeq names its product nuclear respiratory factor 1-like. The transcript has 3 exons. Gene Ontology annotation, molecular function: RNA polymerase II cis-regulatory region sequence-specific DNA binding; DNA-binding transcription factor activity, RNA polymerase II-specific. Gene Ontology annotation, cellular component: nucleus. NCBI's taxonomy places the organism in Eukaryota, Metazoa, Chordata, Lepidosauria, Squamata, Natricidae. The record is from RefSeq and is a predicted model, not a curated record. The annotation marks the transcript as partial. Gene Ontology annotation, biological process: regulation of transcription by RNA polymerase II.
AAUGAAGAAAGAUGAAGUAAAAUAAUAAGAAUAAUAGACAAUGACAAAGGAACACAAUGAGAAUAAAUGCAUCAAUAGGUAUUUAUUAACACAUCAAAUGGUCCUCUACAAAGACCCAGUCACUGAAGCAGCUUUGGACUCCUGCAUUGGCUGAUUCUGGGGUACUGACUCAACUCCAGGUGGGUUGGCACUGCUGCAUUCACACCAUGCCAACCUGGUGGAUUGGCACCUUGUGUGAACCCAGCAGCUUUCGCCUAGAGGCAGUCCUCUACUUACAACCACAAUUGGGCCCAGAAUGCAUGUUGCUAAGCGAGAAAUUUGUCAAGUGGGCCUUGCCCACAUUUCUUGACUGAAUCACUCCAGCUGUUAAUCAGCCGGUUGUUAAGUGAAUCUGGUUUCCCCAUUGACAUUGCUUGUCGGAACGUUGUAAAAGACGACACUGGGAUACUACUGCGACCGUCAUAAAUGUGAGUCAGUCGUCAAGCAUCCAAAUAUAAAUUAUGGGACCUGCUGCAACAGUCCUCAAGUAUGAAAAAUGGUCACGAGUCUUGUUUUUUUCAGCACCGUUGUAACUUUGGUCACUAAACGAACUGUUGUAAGUCGAGGACUAGCUAUAUUGCGGAAGACUUUUGUCUGGGUCUGCAGGGGACAGCACUCAACCUUCCCUAGGAACCAAUACAGUUUCGGUUCCAGGGUGGCUCAGAAUGAUAGGUCUUGUGAUCCUAGGCGCCUGGAGGGGCAACUUUUCCCCGCCCCCCCCCUUCCCUCCCAACGUCAAGGCCGGAGCGGACCUCCCGCACAGGAAGGAACGGCGCUUUUCCGCCCAAGACCUCCCCAACAUGGCGAUGCUUCCGGCAGUAGACCUCCCCAAGAUGUCCGCCGCCACAGAAACCCGCAAGCCGCCAUUCACCCUCCCAAGAUGUCCGCCAACACAGGAAGCCCGCCUCCCACCUCCUCAAGAUGGCUGCCCACCACCCCUCGCCUUACGAGGCCGCUCCACGGGUCGCUACCCUCCCCCAUAAAAACAAACCCUCCUCCGCUUCCCCUCCCUCAACAACCUCGCGGCCGCCUCCGCCUCCCUCACCGGGCCCCGACCGAUGGAGCGCGGCGCCUUCCCUCCCCCUCCCUUAUUCCCUUCAUGACCUUCCCAUCAUGGCGGCGCGGGCCCUCCGCUCACGUCCUGCGUCCUCCCCCCACUCCUCCUCUCCCCCUCCCCCCUCCCCUCCGGCCUGCUGCCGCUCCCGCCACCGCAGGACUCCCUUUCCCGCCCGCGGUUAGGCCCGAGCCUGGCCUCGAGUAGCGCUGGGGUGUUUUAUGUGCGCGCGUCUGUCUGUGUGAUUUUUCUCCUCAGAGGACGCAACCAGGCAGGCCCGGCCUCGCUGGCUCGCGCGCGCGGCCGACACUCAGUCUCGAGCUAGCCGGCCAGCGGGCGCGCGCCCGCGCUGCCUCCUCCUCCUCCUUCUCCCGCCCGCCCGCCGUGCCGCCCGCUCACUCCUUCGCGGCCGUCAUCCUCGUCGCCGCCGCCGCCGCCGCCUCCCUCCCGCCCGUCUUCCUCCUCCGCCCCCGCUGCCUCGUCUUCCUGCCUGGCCGGCUGGCUGGCUGUCGGCGGCGGCGGCGGCUCCACGGCGCAGGCCCGCUGCAGCGCAGCCGCUCUGAGCAGUAACCAUUCAUGGAGGAACAUACGGUCACGCAGACCGAGCACAUGGCAACCAUAGAGGCCCACGCCGUGGCCCAGCAAGUCCAGCAGGUCCACGUGGCCACGUAUACGGAGCACAGCAUGCUGAGCGCCGACGAGGAUUCCCCCUCUUCGCCCGAGGACACGUCCUACGACGACUCGGACAUCCUCAACUCCACGGCCACCGACGAGGUGACCGCCCAUCUGGCCGCUGCAGGGCCGGUGGGAAUGGCCGCCGCCGCCGCCGUGGCCACCGGUAAAAAAAGGAAGCGGCCUCACGUUUUUGAGUCCAACCCAUCCAUCCGCAAGAGGCAGCAGACGCGGUUGUUACG